CAACCGACAACAAACAAACCGUGUUCUGACGUGAUACCGAUACGUAGGUGGCUGUUGUAUUUUUCUAAAAAUUUUACGAUUCAUAAAUUUUUUAAUUUUAAUUUAUCGACACUUUACUUUCAAACGCAGUGGCUUUGAUUUAUAAUCUAUUCACUGUAAUUAUUCAACAUGUUUGAAAUGAAACAAUUAGCCACGACAUUAAUGCAGUAUAAAUCGUUCAAAGAACGGCAAGAAUGUCUGAGUGAAUCACUUGAUCAUCUGUCAUUUGAGUAUCCUGAUAUAUACACAAUAUUGUAUAGAGAGAUAAAAAGAAGAGAACUGGAAUCUAAUGAUCCAAAUAAAAUUACUAAAUGGUUAAGAAAUCCGACACAAACAUCGUAUAUUAAGCUCCAUCAAUCAUUGAUGAUGGUGAAGAAUAACAAUAUGAUGGCCAAAGAGGAGUUAAUGUAUAAUUUAAAGAGUAUGCUUAACCAAACGAUUGAAAAUGGCGAUAAUUUUGAGGUAGCAGUGAAAAUAUGUCAUUUAAUUGGAAAAUCAGCAAACUUGAAAAUAUUUCAAGAGAAUUUGAAACAUCUUAUAAGCAAAGUAAAUAAAUUGAAAAACGCUCAGUACUACAUAAAAAAAGAAACUUCGACAGAAAAUAUUUGGAAAAAUAAUUACAAAAAUCCUCAAAUAGACCCUUUUCAGCGAUUCAGUUUCCAAUCAGCUCAACAACAUAGCCAUGUUUGGAAAAAUGUGCUGCAACCAACUAACAUUAAGUCUGCUCAUGUUCAACCAUACUUUAGCAUGGAGUGUUACGGAUAUGACCACCUGGAAAUGAUAGCAAACGUUAACAGUGUUACUGCCUUGAGUAAUCCACCAACACUCAUUAACUUGACAAUUAUUAAUCAAGAAAUGGAUGGAGCAGUGGCUAAGUGGCUUCACUACUUGAAACUACAUAAAUACCAAUGGUUUUUCAAUUGCCUCAGUUAUUUUGAAAUUGUAUCCAUCGACGAGGACAACAUUGAUAGUUUCAUAGUUAAAGUAAACACAAAUUUCAUUACAAAAGGUGCACAAAAAAAGAUCUGCAUAUCAACAAAAGCGUUAAGAGAUCGGUCACAUAAGUUGAAUGACUUAUUAUUGACAUUGGAUUUGGAAGUUACUCCAAAUGAAUUGUGUGAAAUCAUGACAUACAUGCGAGAUAUAUUACAUUAUCCGAUACCGAACAAGAACUGUGUUAUUGAUGACCAAUUACAACAAGACAUAGUCCUUGUUAUGAAGAAGUUGUUAAAUCAACUGCUGGAAAAACUUAGUAUGACUCAUUAUUUGGUCGCUCAGAGUCUAGUUGGAACGUCCAUCAACAAAUACUUAGAAAGUGCAUUGUUAAUUAUUGGUAAUCAAACAUUCACAAAACAGCAAAUUGAAACAACACUGAUGUUUGCUGAAACUUUAAAAUAUAGUGUACACAGAAUUCCUAGAAAUUUUAACUAAUAUUUAGGGUAGGUAUUAUUUAAAAAAAUGUUCAUAUCUUUAUUAUUUUUUUUUUUAUUGGAUAUUUUUACUGAACUGUUCAGUAAUAAGAUUAUUAUUGAAGUGACUGAUACCUGUUUUUUUUUUGUAUUAAAGUGUUAAUUAAUUUUAAACAAUUUUAACUUUUUAUAUUUUUAAAUGUUUAUAUAUUUUAUUAAACUAUUAAUAUUUGUAAUAACUGUUGACUUAAUAGUUAAGUGCAUGAAACACAAAUAUUUUG
Aphis gossypii (cotton aphid) is the source of this 1729-nucleotide messenger RNA. RefSeq lists its product as uncharacterized. Gene Ontology annotation, molecular function: mRNA binding; translation repressor activity. NCBI's taxonomy places the organism in Eukaryota, Metazoa, Arthropoda, Insecta, Hemiptera, Aphididae. The record is from RefSeq and is a predicted model, not a curated record. Gene Ontology annotation, biological process: nuclear-transcribed mRNA poly(A) tail shortening. Bases 169 to 1470 code for a protein of 433 amino acids. Gene Ontology annotation, cellular component: P-body. The transcript is spliced from 5 exons.